Messenger RNA from Psylliodes chrysocephalus, 1817 nucleotides. The record is from the annotation of a GenBank genome assembly. NCBI's taxonomy places the organism in Eukaryota, Metazoa, Arthropoda, Insecta, Coleoptera, Chrysomelidae.
AUGGAUGUUCUUGUUGCUAUUUACGCGAUUUUAUUUUUGGUCGGAGUGGUUGGAAACGGGGCACUAGUGUUUACUGUAUGGGUAGGCCCCGGGCCCAAAAGUCCUUUGCUGCUGGGGUUGAUCGUAGCUGAUUUUUUUGUAUGCUGCCUAAGUGGUCCAGUAACAGCAGCUUUGUAUUCUUUGCCGCUGGACUCAACAGCUUGGUUCAUCACCUCAACAUUACUACAGGCCCUACCGGUGUCGGCAAGCACUUUAUCCAUGAUGGUAAUUUCAGUCGACCGCUAUUUCACUGUUAAAAACUACCGUCCAAUUGGCCAAGUGGCUACCAGACGCCAAGUGAUGAGCAUCACAGUUGUUGCCACCUGGAUCACGGCUGCACUCCUUUCUUCAAUACAAAUUAUCUCAAGGUACAAGUAUCCGUGGAAAAAAGGUCUGUUGAUUAGCCGUAUCACAAUCGUCCAUAUCAUACCGGCCUGCACUAUAAUGCUGAGCCACUUAGGGGUACACCAGAAACUUACAGCUUUAUCGCUGACUGCUAGAGCUAAGCAUGGAGAGCUACCGUUACCUAUACCAUUGAUAAGGCGACCUACACAUGUGAUUAUUGUUGCUGGAAUGCCCAAGGUCAGUAUUAUCGGGGGAAGAAAACAGAUGACUAUCCCUACCGGUCGAGGCAAUAUGGAAGAAACGCCACCACCAACAUCAACCCUACGCAGUCGUCGUCGUCUGGCCAACUGCCUCAUUUGCCUAUCAAUAUUAUUCAUAAUUUGCUGGUGUCCGUACAUAGUGACUCAAUUUUGCGAGGAGUUCAUGGCUCCUGGACUUACCCCAGAAUUAGUUAAGCGACUUACCCUAUUUAUGGGACAUAUGCACUCGGCGUUGGGACCACUACUUUACUGGAGCAUGAAUCACAAAUGGCCGAAAUGUUCGUGUGGCAGAAUCCGAAAUUUGACCAUUUAUCAUAGUGCAUCAUCUACCAACGAAGCUGCCCUGGGACCUUUCAAUCCUCAUUUGGUCAGACCCCCUCCUUAUCGCCGCAGGUCUUCCAUUUUUCUAUAUUAAACUUUGUGAUCCCUGCUUGUCUGAGUAACUGACUCAGGAAGUCCAAAUAUCUAUCAUCUGUUUUACUCUCCAAAGUCUAAGCCACAAAUUGUUUAAAAUGGAAUUUAAAUUUUAUAGAAAGUUAUAAAUGUGUGAUAGAAAAAGGCUGAUAUUAGAACUUUAAAUGAAUGUUGAUUUUUCUACUCUUUCCCUGUAUCUAUAUCUUCAACUUUCUGAAUCUUCUCAAAUUCUUCAUAUUACUGUGAAUUGAAUGUCAAUGUCACUAUCUAACCGUUUAAUCGUUUAAAUGUUCAAUCACAAAAACAAUGUAAUGACGUCAAUGGAGUGUUAUGUGUUCGAUGUUGUUAUCUGACAAUUAAUAAUUAAUUGAUUCUACUCAUUAACUGUUCAUUUGGGUUUGAGCAUAUUCAGAAAUAAGUGUUAAAUGGAACUUCCCCUUCAAUGUGGAUCAAAUUUCUUAUAAGAAUCUAGAUAUAUUUAGGAGACUAUUUUCUAAAGUACAUAGUGCACGUCAAAUGACAUGACAAGACAAUCGCGCAUAUCGGACGACAGUACCAGAACGCCUUGGUUGCAUACGAUUGAAUGAAUGGACGAAGAUUCUUAAAAGGCAUAGAUAUCAUUAGAUAAAUUUUAAGGGUUAUGGAAGAUAUUUUCUCAUGAAGGUUUUAUUUAUUUUUGUAAUUAUCUAUUGUAAGUGUAAUAUGUUAAAUCUUGCUGUCAAAUCAACUUAUGUACUGACAAUAAAUGUUGAUGAAACG